CGCCCGUCUCUUCCCCUCUCUUCUUCCUUCCACCACCAUCGUCCUGUGUGCUCCACCCCCCGCAAUGGCCACCACGACCACGACCACGGCUACAAACCCUGCGGUACCGCAGGUCGCCGCAAAGCCCAUGGCAAAGGGCAGCGCGCGCUUCCGCUCGUCGUGGCACGACGAGGCCAAGCAGUCCUCGUGGUCCAUCGCCCACUGGUUCUUCCACCUGCUCGACAUCGACCCGCUGCCGCCCAAGGCGUCGUUCCCCGUGGCAGACAAGGCGGACAAGGUGCCGUACGUGAGCGAGUGGUCGCUCCACCGCUGGAUCGCGCCGCGCCUCGCCGUGCCCCUCCUCCUCCACCACGUCCUCGUCGCCCACUACGGCAUCACCCUGCACCCCGUCGCCGCCUUUUUCCUCUACUCGGUCGCUUUCAAGCUCUUUGGUGUAUCCACGAUGCACAUGCUCCGCCGCGUGGGCGCCCAGCAUGGCUUCCUCGAUGGCCAGGUGCCGCGCGACGGCAUUCCCGACGACUCGGUCGGCAAGGUGGCCAUGUCGCUCAUCAGCACCUCGACCUACCGGCCCAUCCUGGCCGUGAUGCUGGCGUACGACCGUAAUGCGCCGCCGGCACUCAGCUGGAUGGUGCCUGCGCAGCUGACGCUGUACACCGUCGUGCUCGACUUCUGGUUCUACUGGUACCACCGCCUGAUGCACGAGGUGCCGUGGCUGUGGAAGCUGCACAGCACCCACCACCUCACGCGUCACCCCAACGCCACCCUCACCCUCUUUGCCGACGAGGUGCAGGAGAUCUUUGACAUCGCAGGCAUCCCCCUGUUUGCCUACUGGACCAUCCGCUACCUCGUCCCCGUCCUCGGCGGCAGCAACUUUGGCUUCUACGAGUGGUGGUUCUGCGGCAUGUACGUCGCCUUUAUCGAGCUGGCCGGCCACUCGGGCCUGCGCGUCUUUGCGCAGCCGCCGGGCUCGUUUGGCAUCCUCCGCUCGGCAGGCAUCGAGCUGUGCAUCGAGGACCACGACCUGCACCACCGCCGCGGCUGGAAGAAGUCGGGCAACUACGGCAAGCAGACGCGCGUCUGGGACACCCUCUUUGGCUCCAAGAUUGCCCGCGAGGAGUGCACCGAGGACAACGUCGACUGGUCCCAGCGGGUGGCGAUCCCCUGGUAGUGGCUUCCCUCCCUCGACUCACCCGCAAUUUCCCCACAACCAUCGUUCUUACUAAUACCGACUCGAGCAUCCUUGUAUUUAUCGUUCUUUUCUCUCUCUCUCGUCUCAUCGGGUCCCGGAAUAGAAGCGUGUUCUUUCAUCG
Molecule: messenger RNA, 1310 nt
Organism: Acaromyces ingoldii
Lineage: Eukaryota; Fungi; Basidiomycota; Exobasidiomycetes; Exobasidiales; Cryptobasidiaceae
Exons: 1
Coding region: 65-1168 (367 amino acids)
Biological process (GO): ergosterol biosynthetic process
Molecular function (GO): C-4 methylsterol oxidase activity; iron ion binding
Source: RefSeq, a predicted model, not a curated record